Messenger RNA from Ornithodoros turicata, 1192 nucleotides. RefSeq lists its product as uncharacterized. The record is from RefSeq and is a predicted model, not a curated record. The transcript is spliced from 10 exons. Lineage: Eukaryota; Metazoa; Arthropoda; Arachnida; Ixodida; Argasidae. Bases 169 to 1173 code for a protein of 334 amino acids.
UGUUUAUCUUUUUACAACUGGUCAUAUUUAAUGGCCUAAAAUAAUCACGACUCGUUCAGAACAUGGGGACAAGCGUUCAUCGGACGCCAUUUUGAGAUACGCUGUACCAAAUACAAGCCUGCUCUGUGAGCGACGCUCAUUUUACGCCAUUCAAAAUCAACUGAAGUCAUGGGGUCCUUCCUGCUGAGGAUGUUUUUCUUUCUGAUUUGCGACCUGGACCGUGCAUUCCAAGGAGUCUCAGCGCUCGACUUUGUUCCCGUUCAAGACACGAAUCCCCACAGCACAAUGCACCUUUGGCGACCAAUUAGCGUCUUCUUCGUUGGUGACGCACGGUUCCGGACGCUACAAGACACAGUCGUAAUGCCAGACAACGUCACGGAGUUUUAUCUAUACUCACAGAGCAUGCUAAAUAUCCUCGCUUUCAUGUAUCGACAAGAGUUCCCAAGGUGUGACAUAAAGUUGAAAAGCAGCGGAACAUAUGCGAUGAACGACAAGGAAGCAGCCAUGUAUAUACCUCAGAAAACAAAUUUUUUCAAAGAACCUGACGAUGACAUCGUCGCCUCCGAUGACCUAGGUAGCUUGCAAGACUUCGUUGAGCAGAUCACUGCCGCGAGUUCUGCUGACAUUGUUGUUGCGCUGAUUCGGCAUACGGUUUAUGAUUUUCAAGAUGCUGAAGGUUUCCACAAUGCGUGGCACAACUACACUGCAAGAAUGUGCUCCGCGCAGAAGCUAGUCGUGUACCAGGACGUUCCCUACUCCUAUUCUCAUCUGGAUGAGCUGAUGACUGCAAUCCUAAGCUUGAUUGUUCCCUGGAGUAACGAGGAAACUACUUGCAGGACACUGCAGAAAUCCUACAGGGAUGCGCUCACCGGACAAAACGGACAAGUGUGCUAUAAUACGGCAGAUACCUGUUGCCCCCCUUUGUUUUUUGGAAUUUUCAAUAUGAGAAAACGUCCCUUUUGUGCCCAGACGCACUGGGUUACAACGUUCGAUCAAGAGGGUCAUUGCAGGACGCAAUGCUGGGAAACUGAGGACAGCUCAUUGACGCUUCGCUGGGUGGGCACACCCACAGGCUGGGUGUCGAAUAAAACUGCAACAUAUUGGACUCAUUCCCUUGUUUGUCCUCAACCAGAUGAUGAGGUCAGUAUUGAAUUUCAUAUUUUCUGCUUUUGAAAUCUUCUUUACCACGCAA